This is a messenger RNA of Polistes canadensis, 8521 nucleotides long. RefSeq names its product insulin-like peptide receptor. Gene Ontology annotation, cellular component: axon; insulin receptor complex. NCBI's taxonomy places the organism in Eukaryota, Metazoa, Arthropoda, Insecta, Hymenoptera, Vespidae. The transcript is spliced from 6 exons. The record is from RefSeq and is a predicted model, not a curated record. Gene Ontology annotation, molecular function: insulin receptor substrate binding; insulin receptor activity; ATP binding. Bases 2421 to 6599 code for a protein of 1392 amino acids. Gene Ontology annotation, biological process: protein phosphorylation; positive regulation of phosphatidylinositol 3-kinase/protein kinase B signal transduction; multicellular organism development.
AUUCGUUACGGGAACAGGAUCGUAAAUACUUCAGGUGCUAUUACGUACGAUAUCUAAUAUCGAACGAACCAAAAAUAUUUCUUCUCACGUUUCCCAUAAAAAUACAUACGUAAAAUAAUCGAUUAACUUUUUUUCCAAAUCGAUAUACAAGACAAAUAAUUAAAAGAGAUUAGAUAAUAAUGAAAGGGUAAUAAUGAAAAGGAGUAGGGCGACGCGAUUGCACAAGUACGGUACAUAAUUAGUUAAGGGCUACGCACGAGUGGCGGCGCAUAUGUCGAAUUCCUAAAUAAAAGAACAAGAGAGAAAGAGAGAGAUAGGGUGGGGACAGAGACAGAAAGAGAGAAAGAGAGAAGAAGAAUAAGAAGAAGAAGAAGAGAAAGAAAGAAAGAAAGGAAGAAAGAAAAAUAGAAAGAGAUAGAGAAAAAGCCACGAGGGCCUAUACCGGUGGACGUUUUUGGUAGAACGACGUAUCGCAAAUCUCGCAUUGUCGUUUCAAAAUCGUUCUAGUAAUCGUUGACGUUUACUAAUCGUUCCACGUCUUCUGGUGUUAAAAACAACAACAAACAAAUAAAAAUUAAAACAAAGGAAAGAAAUAGAGAGUGUAAAGGAGAGAUAAAUAAAAAGAAAAAGAUUCUAAGUGCGUGAAUGCGUACGUGCGUGUAUAAAUCGCGUCGGUCUGCUGUCUGUGGGCCGCGCUGGCUCCGAUCAUGUUCGACGAUCAGUACCAGCUGACUCGUUCGUCGGCACAGAACGUGUUUAGACGACGAUGCGUCGUCGUUCGUUUCAACGAUUCCAACGUCAAUAAUUUAAACAACGAUAACAAGGUGGGAAAAAAAAGAAGGGGAAGGAGAAGAAGAGAAAGAGAGGAAGAGGAAAAAGAUAAUCGUAAACGAAGUGAGGGGAAUUAAAUUUGAAAGAAAAAAAACGAUAGGAAAAUAGGAAUUUUUCUAUCUAACUAUUGUCCUACGACAUUUCGUUGUGCCGCCGCCACCGUCGUUGCUUCCUCCUCGUAACUUUGCUAACGCGCGCGCGCGCGUACACACACGCCCUCCCUGCUUUUCCCUCCACCCUUCGUUUCUCGCGCUCUCUCCCCCGUCAACCAGCCCUCCUACCAACCUUCCUUCCUUCCUUCCUUCCUUCCCCCACUCUCUCUCUCUCUCUCUCUCUUUCUUUCUAACACACGCUCUCUUUUCCGAUCGUACAAUGCAUACAGUGCAACGCGAACUACUUAAACGCGCUCUUCGUAACAGAGCCAUAGACAAAGUAUCCUAGUCACGAUCAUCAUAAUAUCGUGAAAUUCGUGUUUCUUUUGUUACGUUUAUAUGUGCGUAGAGAGGUGGUGUGUUUUGUUCCUUGUGCGUGGCGUAUUAAAUCUCUCACUUUAUUUCUUUUAUACAAGAAACAGAGAAAGAAAGAGAGAGAGAGAGAGGGAGAGAUAGGAUAGAUAAAGUUUAGUGCCGCUAUCGUUCCCUGUGUGAUAUGAAUAUGUGUGUAAUACGUUAUUAUACGCGUUGGCAUAUACACAUCUAACAUUGUGUAUUCCCUUAUUUCGCGUGUUGUGUUCGAUACACGACGCGUAUCCUCUCAGAAUAACCACGUGGGUUUUACGAUGCUACUACUGCUCGAAGCUAAUGCUGCAACGAAGAAGACUGGAAAUCAUUUUAUCAAGGAUAUUCAUCUUAAAACUUAUCCUACCUUCCUAAUGUUUUCAAAGAUGAUUACGACAACAACAACGACGACGACGAUGAUGACGACGACGAGAACGACGGCAACGGCAACAACGACCUCCGAGUUAGAGCAACGUAGUACUGCGACAAGGAUGGAGACAGAUGAAUAAAUCGUUAGGCAAGUGCGAUAAUGAGGUCAAAAAAGUACUUCAUCUUUAAUAAGAAGCUUCUUUAAAAAAAAGUACAUUCGAAUACGUGCGAACAAAAAUAGUGGAAUAAUAUCGAAUAAAUUGUUCAACGUUAGUAGUAUUGUUGUCGCGUUGUAUGUCCGGUGCCAAGAAGAGAAAGAGAAAGAGUGAGAGGAGGGGUACUUGAAAUUUAGAAAAAAAGGGUUGGAUGUUGCUUACGAGAUUUCUGCGGUCCUAUCGGAGUAGAUUUGCACCGGUAGAAGUUGUAGAUAGACACCUUCUAGCGAAAGAACGAUUAGUCGUCCACGACGAUAGGAGGAGGAGGAAGAAAAGAAGGAGGAGGAGGAGGAGGAAGAGAAGGAGGAGCAGCAGCAGCAACAGCAGCAGCACGUUCGAGAGGAGAGGAAGAAGAAGAAGAGAGCGCAAAAGCGAAGUUGAAAGUGUGUGUUAGGAGGGGAGAAGCAAGAAAACGGUGUUCACAAGAGAUAUAGAGAGAAUCGUGGAGCCAGCAGAAGCAAAAUAAGCACCAACGGCAGCAGCCUGGUGGUGUCCAUGAGACAAGAAGAUGAGAAGGAUGAAGCUGCUGCUCGUGCUACUCUGUGUCCUGGCGCCUCUGGCGAUUUGCCAGCAACAAAAGAGAACCUCCAAGCCGGUAGCUUUUAUAAAGUAUCCUGAAAACACAGCCAUGGGCACGUACGAGGAUGAUUUCGUCGAAAGGAUAAACAAAUUCGAUGAAUUGUCGGAAGAUUUAUCCAACUUGGCUGUUUAUAGGAAGACCAGGGCCAUCGAUGACAAUAGGUCGGUAGACGGCAUCGAUGGUUCGAACAAAAGCUAUCAACAACAUUCCUCGUAUUAUCCGAGAUCACGGACUAAAUCAAGCGAGGAGGUACGAGAGAAAACACGAAGAUUUAAGAAUGUCACUAUAGGCGAUGGUAUAUGCCAGAGCAUCGAUAUUAGGAACAACGUUCACAAUUUUGCGAUAUUGAAAGGUUGUCGCGUGAUCGAGGGCUUCCUACAGAUUGUUCUGAUCGAGAAUCAUACCGGAUCGGAUUUUGAAAACGUUAGCUUUCCGGACCUACGAGAGAUAACCGGGUAUCUUCUACUUUAUCGCGUUUACGGAUUGAAGAGCCUUGGAACUCUCUUUCCGAAUCUCGAGACCAUCAGAGGAGAUAUACUGCUUACGGAUUAUGCAUUUAUGGUGUACGAGAUGCAAAACCUGCAGGAGAUCGGCUUAACAAAACUAACGAAGAUUGCUAGAGGUGGGGUAAGGAUCGAGAAAAAUUCAGCCUUGUGUUACACCAAUACGUUAAAUUGGGACGUUAUAGUUACGGCUGGAGAUAAUUUUAUCAAGGACAAUAACAAUGAAAGUUCAUGCCCUGGUUGCUCUUCUCAGUGUCCUGGUGGUUAUUGUUGGACUGCGCAACAUUGUCAAAUAACUGAGAAACCAAAGUGUCAUCAUCAGUGUCUUGGAGAAUGCAAUGGCGAAACGGAUAGAGAUUGUUACGUUUGUAAACACUAUAGGCACGAAGGGAAAUGCGUUGAGAGCUGUCCAAGUCAUUUAUAUGCUUAUAUAUCAAGGAGAUGUAUUACUGAAUUAGCAUGUAUACAAAUGAAUAACUUGCGAAAAAUAUGGAGACUCGAAGAUGAACAAAAAUGGCGACCCUUUAACGGUUCUUGCAUCACCCAAUGUCCCGAGGGAUACGAGGAUCACGUUGAUGAAAAUAACGUUACCACCUGUCAAGUUUGCAAGGCACGAUGUCGUAAAAUAGGUCAUAGUGCUAUUAUAAGGCACAUCUCGGACGCUCAAAUAUUUCGAGGGACGACUGUAGUAGACGGAGCUUUGGAAUUCCAAAUAAGAAAUGGUAAUCCAAACAUCAUGCAAGAACUGACUGAAGCUUUUGGUUUGAUCGAAGAAAUCACGGAGUAUCUGAAAGUGACUCAUUCCUUUCCAAUCACAUCAUUGGCCUUCUUCAAAAAACUCCGAGUUAUCAAAGGUAAAAGAUUGGACAUAAACAAUGCGAGUUUAGUCAUAUUGGAUAAUCCAAAUCUUUCGAGUCUUUUUCCACCGUCGCAGAAGAUCGAUAUUGAAGAUGGUAGAUUGUUCUUUCAUUACAAUCCUAGACUUUGUAUGUACAAGAUCAUAGAAUUCAGUAAAAUGGUAAGGAUAACAGACUUUAGCGAUCUCGAGGUGCAACCAGAUUCCAAUGGAGAAAAGGUAGCUUGUAAUGUAGUUAACAUAAAUAUCACAGUUAAAAAAAAAGGCCCGAAUUAUAUCGAUUUGAUUUGGGAUAGUUAUCAGCCACCUAGAGGACAACAAUUGUUGAGUUAUAUUUUGAGUUACAUGGAAACCGAAAACGAAAACAUCACUUACGAAGGAAAUUCUUGUAGUAAUAAUACUUGGCAAAUGCUUGACGUAGACAUACCCAAUGGAAAUUCUUUACUUCAGGAGAAAGUAACCAAACAUAUUUCGGGUUUGAAGCCGUACACGAAAUAUGCCGUUUAUGUAAAGACUUUUUCUAUGAGAAACGAAAGCUUUUUACUUUCGUCUAGUAGUCCCGUAGGUCAGUCGAAGAUAAUAUUUUUCAGAACGAGUAGUGACAUACCUUCUAUGCCUACCGACGUUGUUUCUACCGCGUUGAGCGAUACCGAGAUUCUGGUCAAAUGGAAUCCACCGGAGUAUCCAAAUGGUCCUAUCGGUUACUACAUUAUAUCCGCUUCGUUAAAACGAGACGACGCGGAAUUUCUUUCAUCCAGAGAUUACUGCAAAUACGGCUUGAUAAAUGAACCCGAAGUAGAAGACAUACAAGAAGUUACUAAAAUACCUUUACAACCAAUCGUUGCUCCAACCUCUUGCUGUUUCAAAGACGAAUUUACUAGAUUGUCAACUUCAAAAAAGUUUCAGAUGCUAUUGUGUAAUGAAAAUUUCGGGAUAAGUACUUUAACUGCUGGCUGGAAAGGUUCUUGCGUUUUCAACCGAUACAAUUCAGUUAACGAUUUCAAAUACAAAUCGGAAAAUACCGUGAAUGUUAUCAACAAUGAAUUAAUUUAUAAUGUAAGUGCUGAGAAUAAUUCAUUUCGUUUGAAGUAUCUACAACAUUUUUCUUUGUAUACCAUAUCGGUUGCUGCUUGCGGAGUCAAACAUCGAGACGACGAGCAAAUGUGUUCGUCCGUGGAAUACACGAACAUUCGAACGAAAAAACGGGAGACGGCCGAUAAUGUUAGCAAUGUCAAAACUAAAAUAACCAACAGCUCAAUAGUCGAGGUUUCUUGGGAUACCGUUAGAAAACCUAAUGCACUCACUGUAAGUUAUACGAUAGAAUAUACGAAUUUGGAUGUCAAAGAUGCAAAGAAAAGUACCGAGUGUAUACCAUACGUUGGACGUUACGAGAAUCAUAAAACUCAUCAGAUUAAGAAUUUAAGUCCCGGUAAUUACGGUCUACGAAUACGCUCGACAUCAUUAGCUGGCAGUGGUAAUUUUUCCGAGAUGGUUUAUUUUUCCAUUAAAUUCAGUGAUGAUAAAUCAGUAGUCGUGAUACCUGUGGUGAUCUUUGGCUUCUUCAGCGUGUUUCUUGUAAUUGGAUGUGUUUACUUGAGAUAUCGUCGAAAGAAGAAUACGCAAGCAAGAUUGAUAGCCUGUGUAAAUCCUGAUUACAUAGAAACCAAAUAUAUCCUUGACAGUUGGGAGGUACCUAGAGAAAGCGUCAAGAUCUUGGAAGAACUUGGUAAUGGUAAUUUCGGUAUGGUAUGUCGUGGUCUUUUGGGAAACGAGGAGGUAGCGAUCAAGACGAUCUCUGCGGCAUGCAGCGAGCGUGAGAAGAACGAGUUCUUAAAUGAGGCCUCGGUGAUGAAGAAUUUCUCUACCUUUCACGUAAUCAAAUUAUUAGGAGUCGUUAGCUUAGGUUCUCCGCCGUAUGUCAUAAUGGAACUCAUGGAGAACGGAGACUUGAAGACUUAUUUGCGUCGUAUACGAGACACCGAUUUAAUUCCAGAUACCUCGAGAAUAAUAAGAAUGGCGGCUGAGAUAGCGGACGGGAUGUCUUUUUUGGAAUCGAAGAAGUUCGUUCAUCGUGACUUGGCUGCUAGAAAUUGUAUGAUCUCGAAGGAUCUGGUUUGUAAGAUUGGAGAUUUUGGAAUGGCCAGGGACGUCUACGAGACCGAUUAUUAUAAAAUCGGAAAGAAGGGUCUUUUGCCGAUAAGAUGGAUGGCACCUGAGAAUCUUUCGGAUGGCGUUUUCACAUCCGAUUCGGACGUUUGGUCAUUCGGUGUUGUACUAUACGAGAUACUAUCUCUCGCUGAGAUACCCUAUCAAGGAUUUUCCAACGAUGAAGUAUUAAAUUACGUUCUGCACAAAGGUGUUCUUAGUGUACCGAAAAACUGUCCGAUUAAUAUACAAAAAAUAAUGGAAAAGUGUUUCAAAUGGCGGCCAAGCGAUCGUCCAACCUUCAUGGAAAUCGUUGGAGAAUUGGAACCAUUUUUGGCUCAGGACUUUUGUGAAAAAUCCUUUUAUCAUUCGAGCGAGGGUAUACAUAUGCGUAAUCUUGGGAUAAAGAAGGCCUUCCAUCAAGCUGCACCAAUACGUUUUCAUUGGGGUAACGAGACUGCUAGAUGGGUUCGAGAAUUCGAGGACAAUGUGACGCUUCUUGAUCAGACUAGGGCUAGCACCAGUCGUGGUCGAAUAUUCAGGAGCGGUUUUCAACAGGUCGGUAAUGUUCCACCUUUGGAGGAAGUUCCUCUAAAUCGAUAAAGUUUUUCUCUCGUUUUUUCAAACUCGCGUCUAUAUAUAUAUAAUAUUAAUAAUGUCUUAUUGUUGCCGUGUUUGGUCUCGCGCGUGCAUGAAUAUGAAUAUGAAAGAACAACAAAAAAGAAAAAAAAGAAAUAAGAAGAAAAAUGGUUAAUGAUUACGUACAAACAUACACUCAGGGCAAUAUAAUGGGACGAAUAAUUGGAAGAGGAAAAGAAAGGUAAAUAAUAUUAUAUAUAUAUACAUAUAUAUAUAUGUAUAUAUAUUGAAAACGGGAAUUACGGAAUCGUAAUUUUGAAGAUUAUUUACGUUCUCUUCCUCGGCGGGACCAGACGCGAUCCUCUUCUAAUAUCGUCGCGAAACGAAGAAAGACUUAAAUAGGACUAUUAGUUUAGAUAACAUACCUACAGGUUAAUAACGCAUAUCGCCUAUUCUUUCUUCUAUGGAAGUCACGGUUCAUGGACCUGCAAAUAUAUGUAUUUAGAAUCAAUCCACUUUUUAAUGUAAUUCAUUUUCUUUUUCUGUUUUGUUUUUUCUUUUUUUUCUCCUUUUUUUUUUGUCUGUUUUUUUUUCUUUUCUUUUUUUUUCUCUUAUGCGCAACCAAAUGCUCGACAAGCCUUUUUUAAUCAUUCAUUCCUAGAAAGAAAGAAAGAAAGAAAGAUUAGUUUUAGCGAGUUUCUAGAACUUGAUGAAAGAGUAUUUUAGUCGAAGUAUCAUUGUCUUACCACAGAGUUCCUUCUCGCAUACAUACCCUUAUACACGGACAUGCAUUAAUUCAUAGUUUUCAGAUUCUAUAUAUAAUAUAUAUGUAUAUAUUAUUACAUAAAUACAUACAUAGUAGCCACAUUAUAAAACUGAAUGCACUAAAAAUAAGCAAUCGAUGCAAAUCAAUAGAUCAUUUAGUCUGAAUUAGAAAAUCCAUUAACAAGAAGUAUAUAAACACACAUAUUCACGGUGGCCCAUAAGUAAAUUGACAGAAAUAAAUUAUAUAUUAUUAUUAAUAAAUUGCGAAAUUUUAUUUGUAAACGUCAAAAGGACAUACAGGUAAGAAUUUAAUAAAGAAUUCUGUAUGCCCAUGAUUAUUUUAAUGUUGACAUUGAAAAAUAAAAUAUAGGCCUAUAUAUUUCUGGGAUAAUUUACCAAUUGAUUUAUGGGUUAGCCUGCGUAUUAGUACACACACAUACAUACAUAUUCAUUGCAAUAAAUAUGCUCGUGAUUGUUGCAAUAAUCAUAUUAGAUAUCAUAGAACCGAAUGAUAGUUCGAAUUGUAGUGAAAAAUUAAAGGAUUUGAAAAUGCAUCCAUGAAAUAGUGUUAAUACGCAUGGAAAAGAAAAAUUUAUCAUCGUUAAUUAAUAAACUCGCGUCGUAUUAGACGAUAAUCAAAUCUCUAAUUUAUAAUAAUUAAGUAUACACAUAUAUUUAUGAUGAAUUUAAAUAACUCGAAUGAAUGAGAAGAAGAAAAAAGAUAAUAGAUGAUCUAAUCAAAAUCGUUGCACGCGAAUAGUAUUCCAUGUAGAACUUUUAUAUAUCGUUUCUACGUAUUUUUUUACAUCACCGUAUCGAUGGUUCACAGCAAUACACGAUUAGAGAAAAAAAUAGAGAGAGAGAGAGAGAAAUAAAAAUAGUGUGUUACGUGAUGAGUAUAUUUGUAUGUAUGAGAUAGAUAAAAAGAGAGAGAGAGAGAGAGUGAAAGAAUAUAACAUACGAAAGUAAAUAGUUAACAGUUUCGCACGAAUCAACCAAAUCGACAUUUCCAUCAAGCAAUACAUCAGAGCAAUUUCAUUUUUUAAUUUUAAAUCGCUAAUAGCAAUAUCGAUAGUUCGAUAAGAGUUUAGAAUCGCGAUCGCUAAAGGAAAAUACGAAAAAGGAAAAAAAGAAAAAAAAGAAAAGAAAAAAAUAUCUAUAUAAAUAUUUAUAUAUAUAUA